Messenger RNA from Mercenaria mercenaria, 3816 nucleotides. RefSeq lists its product as uncharacterized. The record is from RefSeq and is a predicted model, not a curated record. The transcript is spliced from 19 exons. Lineage: Eukaryota; Metazoa; Mollusca; Bivalvia; Venerida; Veneridae. Bases 1036 to 3537 code for a protein of 833 amino acids.
AUAUGUCAUUUUAAUACGAAAUAAACGCCGAUGUUAUAAUUUUUAUAUUUAUAUUAUACUAUUAUAUUACAUUAUAUAUUACGUAUAUUUAUAUAUUUAUAUUUAUAUUAUACAAUGUUAUUUUUGAAUGAAGUGAUCAAAAUAUAAAAUAGACCCACAGGACUCGACCUUUAAUUUUUCAAUGUUGUUGUUAGAAUUCUGUCUCAUUAAAUCCGUUUAUUUGAGGCACCCUAGAAAAAAUUAAAUUGACAGUUUUAUUUUGUGUUUUAUAAUUGUUUACCAAUAGUUUGAUGUUUCUUUUUACCAAAAUUAAUGGUAUAAUGAAUUAUCUGCAAACGUUUUGGACAGUUGCCAUCACGAAUUAUUGUUCCUUCUCUUGACAUUUCACACUUGACUGAGCAGGUAAUGGAUACAAGGGUUCCGAUUAACAGUAGGGCGCCGCCAUCUUGGACUCAUGCAUAUUCAUUACAAAUAGCUUUUGUGCCAAUUCAGUCUAUUUUGAAAUACAAGUUAUUAACAGGAGCCCACAAGGAACAAUCAUUCGAAUACAGCAUAACCCGUGCAUUGAAUAUUCGAUACAGUGCUGUAGAAUAGAGCUUAAAAUAAAAAAUAUGCAUUAUCUAAAAAUAGACUCCCGCAAAAUAAUCAUGUUAUGAUGUAGUCGCUGGUCACGAGAUGUUUUAUAACUUCAAUUUUGCGUUUCGUAAAUGCAUAUGAGUAAUUAUUGUUGUGUAUGUAUAUGCAGGUUCUCACGUUUAAUAAUCACAUAACAAAACAGUUUCUAAAGAUUUUAAUAUUGCGGUCAAAUGAACAUAAAGUCAUCAAACAAAUUUUUAUCACUGUCAUAUUAAACGUCUGUAUACAAUAACAUGAUGCUAAAACAGAUUUUCUUAAAAGAGUGUAAUAUUGCCUACGCGCUAGAAGGAACCUUUUGCUAUGCUAAAAUCUUGUACAGCUAUUAAAGGAUAGAUAGGUAAUGCGUCACGCGCACCUGUUGCAUCGCUUCCGACUAUGUAAACGUUUUUCGGCUAGCUGAUGAUGUCUAGCACAGAAAAUAAUGUCCCAUCGUUUGGAGCGGACAUAAGAAAGGAAUUUAUGUUACGUGAGAACAGCGUGUUCCUGAACCAUGGCUCCUAUGGGAGUAUGCCAAGAUGUGUACAUGAGAGACAAGUCAGAUAUUUAGCAGAGUUAGAGUCUCACCCUGACACCUGGUUUCGGUAUAACAUGUACACAUAUCUUCGCAAUUCCAAGGACAAGGCGGCAGAUUUCAUGGGUAUAGAUAGCGAAGACACGUUUUUCCUACAAAAUGUUACGAAAGCAAUCAAUACAGUGAUGAAAACUUUCCCCCUGAGAUUUGGAGACGCGUACCUGAUUACGUCUUUAACGUAUGGUGCUGUGAAAGUGACGUCACACUCAACUGUUGCCAGAGUGGAAGGUGCAAAGAUAUACGAGAUGGACAUCAAAUUCCCAAUCACUGGUGACGAUUCAGUCGUAGAAAUGUAUGAAGACUUCUUGGUAAAACACUCUGAUGUUAAACUUGCUGUAAUAGAUCAUAUAACAAGCCCAACUUCUGUCCUGUUACCCGUCAAGCGUAUCGUAGAGGUGUGCCACAGACACGGUGUUGUUGUUGUCGUAGACGCCGCUCAUGUUCCUGGUCAGCUUAAAGUAGAUAUACAAGAUAUUGAUGCCGACUUUUAUACCGGUAAUUUACACAAAUGGGUAUUUUGUCCACGAUCUUGUGCUUUCAUUUGGAUGAACCCAAAACGCCAUCAUGCCUGGUUCAAGCCCCUUGUUACAUCUGCCUACGACAACGAUGCAUUACACGAUGCUUUUGCAUAUGAAGGCACUAAAGAUGAUACACCCUAUAUAUGUUCUGCUGACGGAAUUGACUUCUACAAUCGUAUUGGUGGAAUGGAAAAAAUCGUUCAGUACAACUCGACACUACUUAGCAAAGGUGUCUCAUACCUAGAAGAAAAGUGGGGAACUAAGUGUCUCGAAAUACCAGAGUGCAUGGAGGCACCGUGUCUACGUAUAAUACACCUACCAUUCGUACCAGGAUUUUCAGACUGUUUGGGACAAGCAGCUACUGAUGUGUUUAAAGGCAAGAAGAAUUUGGAGCUUCAGAAACUGAUCUUGGAUCGAUUUGAUGUUCAGAUUGCGGUUGUGAUCGUAGAAGGUAAACUUAUGGCAAGGGUGGCAGCACAAGUCUACAAUACCAUGGAAGAUUUUAUAAAAUUGGGUGAAGCCGUGUUAGCACUGACUAAACAGAGGACAAACGAACAUCUGAUGAUGUCUAGUGCAGAAAAUAAUGUCCCAGCCUUUGGAGCGGAUAUUAGAAUGGAAUUUAUGUUACGUGAGAACAGCGUGUUCCUGAACCAUGGCGCGUACGGGGGCAAGCCAAGAUGUGUACAUGAGAGACAAGUCAGAUAUUUAGAAGAGCUUGAGUCGCACCCUGACACCUGGUUUCGGUAUAACAUGUACACAUAUCUUCGCAAUUCCAAGGCUAAGGUGGCAGAGUUCAUGGGUAUAGAUACCGAAGACACGUUUCUUAUACAAAAUGUUACAAAAGCAAUCAAUACAGUGAUGAAAACUUUCCCCCUGGGAUGUGAUGACGCGUUCCUGAUUUCGUCAUUAACGCACCCUGCUGUGAAAAUGACGGCUAGUGUAACGGUUGCAAGAGUGCAAGGUGCAAAGUUAUACAAGAUGGACGUCAAGUUCCCCAUCACGGAUGGCGAUUCCAUUGUAGAAAAGUAUGAUGAUUUCUUGUCUAAACACCCGGACAUAAAACUUGCUGCAUUAGAGCAUAUAUCAAGUCCAACUGCUGUUGUGUUACCUGUCAAACGUAUCGUAGAGGUGUGCCACAAACACGGUGUUGUUGUUGUCGUAGAUGCCGCUCAUGUUCCUGGUCAGCUUAAAGUAGAUAUACAAGAUAUUGAUGCCGACUUUUAUACCGGUAAUUUGCACAAAUGGGUCUUCUGUCCGCGAGCUUGUGCCUUUAUUUGGAUGAACCCACAACGCCAACAUUCUUGGUUCAAGCCACUUGUUACAGCUGCCUUCGACAAUGAUUCGUUACAUGUUGCUUUUGCAUUUGAAGGAACUAAAGAUGAUACACCCUUUAUAUGUUCUGCUGACGCAAUUGACUUCUACAAUCGUAUUGGUGGAAUGGAAAAAGUCGUUCAGUACAACUCGGCACUACUUACCAAAGGCAUUGCAUACCUGGAAGAAAAAUGGGGAACUAAGCGCUUGGCAAUACCAGAGUGCAUGACGGCACCGUGUUUGCGCGUAAUACAUCUACCAUUCAUACCAGGAUUCACGGACUGCUUGGGACAAGAAGCAACGGAAAUGUUCAGCAAAAAGAAAAGUUUGGAGCUUCAGAAACUGAUCUUGGAUCGAUUUGAUAUCCAGAUUGCGGUUCUGGCAUUGGAAGGUAAACUAAUGGCAAGGGUGGCAGCACAAGUCUACAAUACCAUGGAAGAUUUUAUAAAAUUGGGUGAAGCCGUGUUAGGACUCAGUGAACGGAAGAAAGACGAGUUUUAACAGAAUUUAUUAAACAGAAGAAACAGUUAUAUCAGGAUCACGCUAAACUAAUAUAUAUAUUUGCAAAAGAAACAUGAUUUUGAUUUAGUGAUUUUAUUUGAUGAGUUACAGUGAUAAAUAAUACAAAACGGUCACUAUUAAACAAUUAUUGCGAUUUGGUGAGGUCGAUAUGCGGAUUUAUCAGGUCGAUAAAUUCACAUAUCGACCGAACCUAAAAGGCAACAAUUAUUUUAUUAUCAAAUCCAUCCUACACAUGAGAAUAAAAAUUAAAUACCAAUA